AUGAGCAAGGUUGAGUUCGUGGACCUGUCGGGGCUGCGGAUCGAUGGCCGACGGCCCAACGAGCUGCGAAAGGUUGUGAUCAAGCACGGGAACUUGCAGAACGCGACAGGAUCGGCGAUCUUCCAUCAUGGCAACACCAAGAUUGUAGCAACUGUUUGCGGACCGAGGGAGUGCACAUCGAGGUCUAAGGAGCUCCACGAUCGAGCAGUCGUAACUUGCUCUGUCAUCGUCUCCCCCUCGGCGUACUCGCACAGGAGGAAACGGAACAGAGGCGACCGGGUGGUCGCAGAGCUCGAGUCCCUCGUCAGGCAGACGUUCGAGGAGCUGAUUUUCACCUCCAUCUUCCCCCGGUCGCAGAUCGACAUCUCCGUCGAGAUCGUCCAGGCGGACGGGCCUGUCAGGGCAUGUGUCGUCAACGCCGUGAGCAUGGCGCUCAUCGAUGCCGGUCUGCCCAUCAAAGACUUCCUCUGUGCGUGCGAGGUCGGCUACAUCGACGGGCAGCUCCUGCUAGACAUGAACGGGGAGGAGGAGUCGGCGAGGGGCCCGGACCUGUACGUCUCCUACAUGCCCUGCCAGGACGCAAUCGUGUCCACGUUCCUCGAGCCGAGGCUGCCCCUUGAAGUCUUCGGGCAGGCUCUUGACCUUGCCCUGAAUGGUUGCCGUGAAAUGUACAAAAUGCUCCAGCUCGCGCUCGCCAUUGUCAUGCUCAGCCUCAGGCUCGCUGGCGCCUUCAUGCCUCCUGCUUUCGGAGCUUCUGCAUGCCUGCAUGCCAGGGCUGCUCGCUUCCAGACCCAGAGGAGGACGAGGUUGCGAGGGCAAGCGAGCCAUGUUGAGAUGUCGAGGGAGGGAGCUGUGCAUUUCAUCAACCUCAGCAACGGGCUGGAGGCGCUUCCCAUGCUGAAUGGCGUCCCAGUCGCGUUCACGCGUAUCCAGAGCUCGCACUGUGAGUCCAGGAACUUCAACGGCAUCGUCAACGGCCUCGACAACACGCUCCUGCUCUACCUCGCCCUCGGUCAAACCUGUUACAUCCACGACUAUGGCAGCAGGAACAAGAAGCGCAAGGCGCCGAGAGCCAUCUGGUAUGGCGUGACCUUCAUCCGCUAUGCUCUCCACAAGGUCUGGGAGCUGCCCGGGGAGCCAGACAAGCCGAUGCUGCGGGGCCACAACGUGGCGGCCGACUUCGACUACGCUAUCAACAACCUGGACAAGGGAGCGAAAAAGAGGCUCAAGUACUUUCAGAGUUACGUGCAGACACAAGAGAUCAAGUUGCUCGGAGUGGUUGGACCCACCGACAUCGACGGCCGGAGAGACUUGCAUGUCGAGCUGGCCAUGGAGUACGCAUGCGGCAACGGCAGCCUCGUCCAGGAUCUUGACUUCAUGCCAUGGCAGGGGAGCGACAGUCUGGAGAUCUUCGACACGAAGCUAGGCUUCAAGCUAGAAGACGAGUGA
This is a messenger RNA of Guillardia theta CCMP2712, 1449 nucleotides long. RefSeq lists its product as hypothetical. NCBI's taxonomy places the organism in Eukaryota, Cryptophyceae, Pyrenomonadales, Geminigeraceae. Gene Ontology annotation, biological process: U4 snRNA 3'-end processing; nuclear mRNA surveillance; poly(A)-dependent snoRNA 3'-end processing. Bases 1 to 1449 code for a protein of 482 amino acids. The record is from RefSeq and is a predicted model, not a curated record. The transcript has 4 exons. Gene Ontology annotation, cellular component: nuclear exosome (RNase complex); nucleolus; cytoplasmic exosome (RNase complex).